Molecule: messenger RNA, 369 nt
Organism: Aspergillus uvarum CBS 121591
Lineage: Eukaryota; Fungi; Ascomycota; Eurotiomycetes; Eurotiales; Aspergillaceae
Exons: 1
Coding region: 51-284 (77 amino acids)
Source: RefSeq, a predicted model, not a curated record
GCCCCAGUAACAAACUCUUCAUACCAAGGAACCAGAGGUUACACAACUAUAUGGCCCGAGCAACACCGCAAUGCGAUACGCCACUUGUCCUUGGGCUCGCUCUCACUCUGUCUUUGGAAUCCUGCUCCUACUCCUACUCCGUCCCCGUCUCCGAGUCCAACUUGCUCCACCCGGACACGACCGACCCCUCUGCUAUCAGCCCAAUGAAGCGGCAGGAUUCGAGCAGGCAGCACUCCGGGAUCCAGGUUCCACGGACGCCACUGUCGCCAAUUUGCACCCGUUAAGCUUUGGCCGGAUACGAACCGUCGGGAGCCCGACCCGGCGGGCUGUCACUGCUGAUGUAGUUUGCGUGCUUGGGUCUACGCGGGA